Messenger RNA from Mytilus californianus (California mussel), 2362 nucleotides. RefSeq names its product BTB/POZ domain-containing protein 2-like. NCBI's taxonomy places the organism in Eukaryota, Metazoa, Mollusca, Bivalvia, Mytilida, Mytilidae. Gene Ontology annotation, molecular function: protein binding. The record is from RefSeq and is a predicted model, not a curated record. Gene Ontology annotation, biological process: neurogenesis. Bases 254 to 1519 code for a protein of 421 amino acids. The transcript has 4 exons. Gene Ontology annotation, cellular component: cytosol.
UCAUAUAUAAUAUUUUACUUCCUUUUUGAAGUUGGCUAACGUUUCUUAUCAGCUUUUAAUUUUGUAAUAUUCGGUGUAAACAGUUCUUUCAUUACAUCAUCCUUGAUUAGUAUUGACAUGUGAUAUCUGUUGUGUUGCCCUAAAAUUAAUUGAUUAAAACAUUCCGUCUCCAAUGGUAUUUGAUGACAACUUAUGCAAAAGAUUAAAAGGGCGGGAUUGUGACAAGAGCAAAUAAAAGUUAGCACAGAAUAUCAUGGAAGCAAAAUCUGAUUGGCAAAUAGGAAAAUCACUCUCAGAUCGAAUGAAGUACAUGUUAGAUAACCAGCUUAUGUGUGACGUCACCUUCCACGUCGGAAUAGACAAGACACCAAUCAAGGCCCAUAAAUAUAUGCUGGCUAGUUCCAGUCCUGUAUUCUACAGCAUGUUUGAAGGACCACUGGCAGAAAAAGGGACUGUUGAAAUAGCUGAUAUGAAACCGGAAUAUUUUAAUAUGAUCUUACUGUUUCUAUAUACAGACAAGAUUACUGUCGAUUCUAAUAAUAUAAGGAGCCUUUUGUAUGGAUCAGAAAAGUAUAUGCUACAGCUAUUGAAAGAUGAGUGUGAUGCAUUCUUAGCCUCGAAUGUGGAUAUUGAUCAUGCAUGUGUUGUCUUGCAGAUAGCACAUGACUUCAACAUGGAAGACUUAAAAACGAAAGCAUUGCAUUUCAUUUUCGAAAACGGUAGUAGAAUUCUUGAUUCAAAAGAUUUCUUAAAUUUGUCAGCGGAAUGUCUUACACUAUUACUUAAUUCUGAUAAAUUCCGUUGCGAAGAAGAACACAUUUACCAGCAAAUGGUACAAUGGGGUCAACAUAAAUGCAAAGAUAAAAGUUUACCGGCAACGGAUGAGAACGUAAGAGAAUGUCUUGGUGAUUUGUUAUAUCUCAUACGUUUUCCCGUCAUGAAACCUAAAUAUUUUACGGAGGAAAUUUCUUGCAAAAGUGUACUUACUGCGACCGAGAUAGUCAAAGUUUUUCAACAUUUUAAUGAUAAAACAACAGAUAUCUUCCCUUCAAAAAAGCGCAUUUCUAAAAUUAAGAUUGAAAGGUGUCAACUGAACAAGAAAUCAAGUUGGACUUGCAGUGGACUAGAUGAUUGUAUUGACUUCAAAACAUCUUUUAAUGCAAAACUCUCGGUGGUCCUCUUGUUCGGAUCGACAACAUAUUCUGGAACUGAUAAUGUAAAGAUAAAUAUCGCACGUAAUUCUGUAAUCCUAAGUACAACGCAAACUGUAUUGACAUCCAGUGCAGGCCAUGAGAUUUAUAAAAUCAAGUUGAAUCCUCCUGUCCAUGUAUUAGCGAAUAACCAAUAUACCAUACAAGUAAAUAUCACCGGACAAAGUACCUUCAAGGGCAAGGAGUAUAUUCGGAAUGUAACAACGGAAGAAGGUUUUUCGGUCAAUUUUCUGCCAUCAUCUUUGCCAUCGACUAACAGUACAAGCAUAUCAAAUGGACAAAUUCAAGGACUUUUCUUUGAUUUGUAAUUUCGUUUACAAUUAAGAAAUUCAUUAAUACGUGAAACCAAAAAAAAAAUAUAGUUGUAUAACUCACAUUUACGAAUAGUAAAAUGGAUAAGGAAGUGUUAAUUCGCAUCUAUCUGUGUUGAUCAGGAAUAAUUUGUUAAUAAACGUCAAUGAGACAGCACCAAAAGAUACAAACUGGAAAAGACUAUAGAGUUCAACAUACGGUCAUCUAUAAUAGACUAAUGUUUACAAAAUGCAACGAGCUCUUACUCUCCUUGUCCACGAGCAGUAUACAGCAGAAACUAAGAAAUUAAAACACGGACUACUCACUAGUACGUUAAUUUAAAAUUUUGUGCGUUCAUUUAUUAUAAUAAUUGCGAUUGUUGGAAAAUCGACACACAUGCGAGUUUAAUUAUUGCGAUUUCAGGAAAUGCUGCAUACACAUUAUGCUAUCAAAAUUUAAAAUAUGAUUUUUUUAUCUUUGCGACACCUAUCUCGUCGCAAACGCUAUGAUAAAAUUAACGCAAAAUUUCUGAUUUAACAGUACUAAAGACUAUUCCGACGUUCUUCAUUAGAAAGAUUCUUACGACACAAGUUUUCGGGGUCAGAACUUCUCGUUUUUGUAAUUCUUUUUUCACUGCAUGCGCUUCUACUUGUAAACGUUUGACUUGGUUACGGGUGCUGAUGUUGCUAGAACACAUGAAGAAACUUCAGGCGAACUACACUGUCUGUCACUGUCUGUCACAGAUUUAUCCACAUCAUGUUUAGGGGCGCAAAUUUUUGCUGCUUAUGAUAUUUUCACAUAUGUUAACUGUUGCGUUGCCAGAACCAUCUUAUAUUUUUAAUAAAGAUGGGCAAGCAUUA